Monoraphidium neglectum is the source of this 1473-nucleotide messenger RNA. Its product is annotated as Aldo/keto reductase family. The record is from RefSeq and is a predicted model, not a curated record. Gene Ontology annotation, molecular function: oxidoreductase activity. The transcript has 13 exons. Lineage: Eukaryota; Viridiplantae; Chlorophyta; Chlorophyceae; Sphaeropleales; Selenastraceae. The coding region runs from base 1 to 1473 and encodes 490 amino acids.
AUGCAGAACCACGCAUUUACCGCGCCAUCUGGCUCGCGCACCGGUGGCCUGGCGCGGUCAGGCACCUCUGCGCGUCGCUCCGCCGCCGUAUGCCGCGCCGCCGCCACUGAUCGUGUCAAGCUGGGGGGAUCCGACCUGGAGGUGUCCACCUGCUGCCUGGGUACGAUGACGUGGGGCAAGCAGAACACAGAGGCAGAGGCGCACGAGCAGCUCAGCUACGCCUUUGACGCGGGGCUCAAUUUUCUGGACACCGCCGAGAUGUACCCUGUCCCUCCUGCCAAGGAGACCCAGGGUCGUACCGACCUGUACAUUGGCAGCUGGCUCAAGACAGGGCGCGUAAAGAGGGAGGACGUGGUCAUAGCCACCAAGGUCAGCGGGUACAGCGUACAGAACUCGUACGUGCGCAGCCCUCCUGAGACGACGCGUGUUACCAAGGCCCAGAUCAAGGCCAGCGUUGACGCGUCGCUGCAGCGGCUGGGGGUUGACCAUGUUGACCUGCUGCAGAUCCACUGGCCGGACCGCUACGUGUCGCUGUUUGGCGCCCCCACCUACGACAUCGCAAACGAGCGCGAGGGCGAUGUUCCGUUUGAGGAGCAGCUCAGGGGCCUGGAGGACGUGGUCAAGGCCGGAAAGGUGCGCUACGUGGGCGUGUCCAACGAGACCAGCUACGGCGUGUCAGAGUUCGCCUGGGCUGCCAAGACGCUGGGGCUGCCCAAGAUUCAGACCAUCCAGAACUGCUACCACCUGCUGUGCCGCACUGCAUACGAGACGGACCUCGCGGAGACCUGCAGGCGCCACGACGUGAGCCUGCUCGCCUACAGCCCGCUGGCGGGUGGCGCGCUCUCCGGCAAGUACCUGACCCGGGACGCGCCCAAGGAGGCGCGCUUCAACCUCUUCCCCGGGUACAUGGAGCGUUACUACCAGAGCCUGGCCAGGAGCGCGACGGAGGAGUACGCUGAGCUGGCCAAGAAGCACGGCCUCACGCCCACGCAGCUGGCCCUGGCCUGGUGCCGCUCACGCUGGUUUGUGAGGUCGACCAUCAUCGGCGCCACCAGCCUGCCCCAGCUGAAGGAGAACCUGGAUGCCUUCAGCGUGGAGCUCUCGCCAGAGGUCAUCGAGGGCGUCAACCAGCUGUACAAGAAGUACAGCUUCGGCAACCUUGCGGCUCUGGGCGGCUUUGGCAGCUCGGGCAACCUCGCGGGCAUGCACGGCGGCAGCAGCGGCAGCAGCACGCCGACGCCGGCUUCCCAGCAGGCGCAUGCAGCGCAGGCGACGCCGCAGCUGCUUCAGCAGCACCUCCAGCAGCGCGCGAAGCAGCAGCAGCUUGCGGCACAGCAGCAGCAGCAACAGCAGCCGCAGCACCUGCAGCAGCAUGCGCAGACGCCGCCGGUCCCACAGCGCGCCGCCAGCAAGGAGCCCGCCCUCAUCCGCAACGUCUUCAGCGAGCCGUCCUUCAGCAACAUGUCGGCCUGA